UUCACUGUGGUCUUCAAAUAUAUUCAUAGGCACAAUAAUAUCAGAUGGCCGCCACCCAAAAUAAUGGAAACAUGAAGGAGGCUCUGUUCAAGGUUCCAGACAUCAAGUUCACCAAGCUGUUCAUCAAUGGAGAAUUCGUUGAUUCCGUUUCAGGUAAAAAAUUUGAGACAAUUGAUCCAAGAACUGGUGAAGUGUUUGCUAAGGUUGCCGAGGGAGACAAAGAAGAUGUCGAUUUGGCCGUCAAAGCUGCCCGUGAAGCCUUUGAUCAUGGUCCAUGGCCCCGGUUUCCGGGCUGCGAGAGGAGAAGAUUAAUGAUGAAGUUUGCGGACUUGAUUGAAGAGAAUGCGGAGGAGUUAGCGGCGUUGGAUGCAAUCGACGGCGGGAAGCUGUACGGGAUGGGUAAGGCGUUGGACAUUCCGGCGGCGGCGGGGACGUUGCGGUACUACGCCGGCGCGGCGGAUAAAAUCCACGGCGAGACGCUGAAGAUGUCGAGGUCUAUUCAGGGGUACACGUUGCGGGAGCCGGUGGGCGUUGCCGGAAUGAUCAUUCCUUGGAAUUUUCCGACAUCCAUGUUCUUCACAAAGGUUAGCCCUGCGUUAGCCGCAGGAUGCACAAUUGUUGUCAAACCUGCCGAGCAAACCCCCCUUUCAGCUCUUUUCUAUGCUCAUCUCGCCAAGAAGGCUGGUAUCCCAGACGGAGUGCUUAAUGUUAUAACAGGAUUUGGACCAACAGCUGGAGCUGCCAUUGCUUCUCAUAUAGACAUUGACAAAGUUAGUUUUACAGGAUCAACAGAAGUUGGGAAGUUAGUAAUGAAGGCUGCAGCAGACAGCAAUCUAAAACAAGUGACACUAGAGCUUGGAGGAAAGAACCCUCUCAUCAUUUUUGAUGAUGCCGACAUUGAAAUGGCCACAGGACUUGCUGUAUUUGGCAGCCUUUAUAACAAGGGUGAGGUUUGUGUUGCAAGCUCUCGUAUUUUCGUGCAAGAAGGAAUCUAUGAUGAAUUUGCAAAGAAAUUAGUAGAGAAGGUGAAAAUGACUGUGGUUGGUGAUCCUUUCGAUCCUUCAACCCAUCAAGGACCCCAGGUAGACAAAAAUCAAUAUGAGAAAAUAUUGUCAUAUAUCGAGCAUGGCAAGAGAGAAGGAGCCACAUUGUUAACAGGAGGCAAGCCUUGUGGUGAGAAGGGAUAUUACAUUGAGCCCACCAUCUUUUCAGAUGUCAAGGAUUCUAUGCUAAUUGCCAAGGACGAGAUAUUCGGUCCGGUGAUCUCAUUACUCAAAUUCAAGACGAUUGAGGAGGCCAUACAGAGAGCCAAUGCUACAAAAUAUGGGCUGGCGGCCGGCAUUGUGACCAAGGACUUGAACACUGCCAACACGGUUUCGAGGUCGAUUCGAGCCGGAGUUGUUUGGAUAAACUGUUAUCUGGCGUUUGAUUACGAUAUUCCUUAUGGGGGUUACAAGAUGAGUGGAUUUGGGAGAGAUUCAGGAAUGGAGGCACUUGAUCAGUACCUUCAAACCAAAUGUGUUGUAACUCCCUUGUACGAUUCCCCUUGGCUAUGAAUCCUCCCAAACACUUCGAUCCUUGAAUAACAUUUCGCAGUAUUACUAGUUGAAUAUCGCGUAUUGUGCCACUAAAUAAAUGUGUAACAAGAAAAGAUAGUAAAGGGAGAAUGACGAAAGUGGAAAGAGUUUGUUUAAAA
Ipomoea triloba (trilobed morning glory) is the source of this 1696-nucleotide messenger RNA. RefSeq names its product aldehyde dehydrogenase family 2 member C4-like. The record is from RefSeq and is a predicted model, not a curated record. The transcript is spliced from 9 exons. The coding region runs from base 45 to 1556 and encodes 503 amino acids. Gene Ontology annotation, molecular function: aldehyde dehydrogenase (NAD+) activity. NCBI's taxonomy places the organism in Eukaryota, Viridiplantae, Streptophyta, Magnoliopsida, Solanales, Convolvulaceae.